AUGCAGCUGGUAGACAACGAUACCUUCCUUGAACGAUUGACUGCGCUUUUCAAUUCUUCACAGGACUCAGGGUCAAUAUGGCUGACCCACAAACGCUUGACUCAUGACGGCGACGAUGCGCAUAUGUCCUCCGCAGAUGAUGAAGGGAAAGAGUACCCAUGUCUGGUGCGGGUAACAGACGGCGGUGAGACAAAAUAUUCGACCAAGGUUGAGCCGGAACAACUGGCAAGAUUUCAUGCAGCAUACGGUGCGCUCCUGAAAUCCUCCAUGACCACUCUCCGCAAGCGCGACAAGAAACGAGAGAAACAAAAGGCGGAGGAACUCGCGCGUCGAAAGCGCCGCCUAGCUGAGGAGGUCGUUGUCGAUGGCCCCAAGCGGGGAGCCGGGCGGCGCAAACGGCAGAGACAGACGAAGGCAGCGCUGAAGCAGCUGGAGGCGCGCAAGCGAAUCCAGGAACGAGAAGAGACGAGAUCUCGCACCAAGGAGGGGAGUCCGUGAGUCUGUACCGUAUGUAGAACACAACUGAAUUGUGUGAGAUUAUGCAACAA
Postia placenta MAD-698-R-SB12 is the source of this 548-nucleotide messenger RNA. RefSeq lists its product as hypothetical. The coding region runs from base 1 to 498 and encodes 165 amino acids. The record is from RefSeq and is a predicted model, not a curated record. Gene Ontology annotation, molecular function: endoplasmic reticulum signal sequence receptor activity; 7S RNA binding. NCBI's taxonomy places the organism in Eukaryota, Fungi, Basidiomycota, Agaricomycetes, Polyporales, Adustoporiaceae. The transcript has 4 exons. Gene Ontology annotation, cellular component: signal recognition particle, endoplasmic reticulum targeting. Gene Ontology annotation, biological process: SRP-dependent cotranslational protein targeting to membrane.